Microsporum canis CBS 113480 is the source of this 561-nucleotide messenger RNA. Its product is annotated as NEDD8-conjugating enzyme UBC12. The record is from RefSeq and is a predicted model, not a curated record. Lineage: Eukaryota; Fungi; Ascomycota; Eurotiomycetes; Onygenales; Arthrodermataceae. The coding region runs from base 1 to 561 and encodes 186 amino acids. The transcript has 4 exons.
AUGUUGAAAAUAUGGUCUAUGAAACAGCAACAAGCCGAGAACGCAGAAGGGGGAGGUGGCGUGGUAGAAAUGAAAAAGAAAAAGAAGGUCACCGCUUCUCAGCUGCGGGUACAGCGUGAUCUCGCGGAGCUCUCUCUCGGCAGCACGAUGAAGAUGACCUUUCCCAACCCCGACGAUAUCCUAAACUUCGUUUUAACCAUCGAGCCGGACGAAGGCAUGUACCGUGGUGGCACAUUCUCCUUCACUUUCACCAUCAACCAGAACUUCCCUCAUGAUCCUCCAAAAGUUAAGGGUCAGCAGAGGAUAUACCAUCCCAACAUCGACCUGGAAGGGAAUGUGUGUUUAAAUAUAUUGAGAGAAGAUUGGAAGCCAGUGUUAAAUUUGAACGCAGUCAUCGUUGGGCUACAGUUCCUUUUCCUCGAGCCAAACGCGUCUGAUCCACUGAACAAAGAAGCAGCUGAAGAUUUACGGCUUAACCACGAGGGAUUCAAGCGAAAUGUUCGAACUGCCAUGGCUGGUGGCACCGUCAAAAACAUACAAUACGAUCGAGUAACACAAUGA